UUUAUUCAUUUCUAAAAGAGAAUCAGAAUGGGAAGAUCUAGGUCCAGGUCUAGAUCUAGGUCCAGGAGGAAGAGGAGCAGGAGGACCAGAAGCCGGAGCAAUGACCGGAGCAGGAAGAAGUCACCGAUAGGUUCUCAGAGCAAUGGAGACUCACAUGUCAGGUCAAAGGAGAAGAAUGGAAACAGAUCUCGGUCCCGGACAGCAGACAAGUCAAGGAGAAAGGACAGAAUAAGUGACCGUAAGAAAGAGAGGUCUGUCUCAAAGGGACGUAAAAAGCGAUCCCGGUCCCGAUCUAGGAGAAAGAGUCGAUCGGUGUCUGGUGGAAGGUCGAGGAAGCGAUCUUUGGACCGACGGCAGAGAUCAAAGUCCAUUGAUAAAACCUCAAGGACUAAGAAAGGAUCCCGCUCUCCGAAGAAGCCCCUAGCUCGACAGUCCAGCUCCCGAUCCCGGGAAAGAAGAAGAUCUCGGAGCAGGUCCACGAAAAGAGCAAAGAUCUCUAGAUCAAAGUCAAAAGAUUCUCACAGUAAAAAAUCCAAGUCGCCGGAAGUGCAACGAAAACCUUCUCCCCCCACUGCUAACUCGCCUAAAAACCCGAACAUGUUAAAAAUUAACUCAAGCACUAAACUCAUAACCAAGGAAACUGCUCCGGGUAGUGAUGUGAACUUGAGAUUGUUGAGCAUGCUGAAGGAUCAGUAUGGGGAAAUCCAGCCCUGGGGAGCUAACAAGUUGGAUGAUGAACGUACACAAAGGAAUAACGGGUCGGAUAGAUACUCUCCGUCAGGAAACCGGGGACAGAGCAGAACUCCUGACAGGUCCAGGGAGAGAAAGAGAUCCAAUGAUCGCAGUAGGGAUUAUGACCAGGGAAGGGAUCGAGAUAGAAGAUCCCAACAUCAAAGUAGGGAUCAAGUGGAGAGAUCCCGAGACCUCAGUAGGGAUCAAGAUAAGAAAACACGCGACCUAAGCAGGGUUCAUGACAAGAAACCCCGAGAUCUCAGUAGAGAUCAAGACUUGAAAUCCCGGGAUCUAAGCAAGGAUCAUGAUCAAAGUUCGGAGGAUGAAUCACCCUCAAAAGAAAAGGAGAAAAGUAAAAAAUCCAAGAAAAAGAAAGAGAAGAAGGGAAAGAAGGAAAAGAAACACAAGAGCAAGGAGAAGAAGAAAAAGAAGGAGAAGAAGAAGGAAAAGAAGAAGGAGAAGAAGAAGGAGAACGGGGGAAGCGAAGUGAGACAACGAGCUCCAAUGACAAAAGAGGAAUGGGAGAGAAUGGAAAGGAAUAAGAAAAACAAUCCUCUACCAGAUACACAGCUUAACAGGCAAAUGUACUCUGAGAACUCUAAAAAGGUUAAGGAGGAGUACAACUGGGUUUUAAACCGGUCUCCACCUCUACAGCAUGUACGCAUGCAGUAUAAAACAUUCCGACCACCUCAAGCCUUCUAGUCAUUGGUUCUUCUACCCUGUACACUUAAUAAUUUGAUAAAUAAUGAAUUAAUUCUGAAAUGCAAAAAUAAGCAACAUUUUAAACUUAAAGUUUAAAGGGAGUGUAGACGUAAUAUAUCAAGUUACUUUAAAUUGAUAGCGUGGAUCUAAUCUACAACGGUACCCUUUAAACAUAUGUCUGAGCUGAACUGAUGAAGUUAUUCCUCAUGUUCUAUUUUAAAAUUGACAAUGUUCAAUGGAGGAUUAUGUGUAGAAUUGCCCUGCGGAUUAAUGAAGUUGAAGUGAAAGAGUAAAACUGUCAGAAUUUAACACUUCUUCAGUUUAAAAUGCGACAAUAUCUUUCUCAUUGUUCCUCAUACUGGUUUAUGGGGUAUUGUUGUGAAUUGGACAUACUAAGCUUUACAUAGAGUGUAACUUGAAAUUUCAAUUAAAGUUCAUUUUAAAUUACGUGAACAGUCCCUUUAAAAUAAAUUUUUAUGUUUGCAUGUUUUCCUGGCUGUAGCUAUAGCUGUUAUUCUCCAACACCAACCCAAUUUGAAAACUUUAAAUUCGUCAUUUUAGGCGACAGGCUCUGAUUUCUUGUUCCUUCAGUUCUUUACCGGGGCUUUAAGUUACUUGUUGUAAAAGUUUGUUGAAAAUUUAGUUUGUUGCAGA
Eurytemora carolleeae is the source of this 2088-nucleotide messenger RNA. RefSeq names its product splicing regulatory glutamine/lysine-rich protein 1-like. Lineage: Eukaryota; Metazoa; Arthropoda; Copepoda; Calanoida; Temoridae. The record is from RefSeq and is a predicted model, not a curated record. Bases 28 to 1434 code for a protein of 468 amino acids. The transcript has 5 exons.